Messenger RNA from Aspergillus niger, 807 nucleotides. RefSeq lists its product as uncharacterized. Lineage: Eukaryota; Fungi; Ascomycota; Eurotiomycetes; Eurotiales; Aspergillaceae. The transcript is spliced from 6 exons. Bases 1 to 807 code for a protein of 268 amino acids. The record is from RefSeq and is a predicted model, not a curated record.
AUGAAAAAUAAAAAGGACCAGACGAGCGGCAGAAGAGGGGAGGAAGAAAAGAAAAAGAGCGAGGCGGGGACAAACGGGGAAGAGAGAAGGACAAAGAGAAGGAGAAGCAGCAGGAAGACGAAGAAAGAGGAGAAGGAGGAAAAGAGGAGAGGGGCGAGGGAUGGAUACAGUAAGAGGCAGUACUACGCGGAAUCCCGAUCGUAUGGUACGAGAGAAAAAUUGGCCACCGUCCGGAUUGACCGUCCGAUCUCAGGUGCGCAGCAGCAGCAGCAGCAGCGUCAGGAUGCAGGCGUCCAGAAGUGUCGUCGGUGGUGGAGACACCCGACCAGUCCUGGCGUGGUCGAUCCAAAGAUGUCAUUGCUAAGAGAUUCCCUAACUACCGUCUCUUUUCCCACACCUGAGUCAAGAAAUGGGGCCAACUUAGACCACACUACGAUCGGGGCGGUACCUAACUACGGGAUAAGUUUGGGUCAACAGGCGCUUAGUCUAGUUAGUAUUCUCUUUCUUUCCACCCCUAGUCUAUCUACCCCUCCAGAACAAUACCGGGAACAGAAGACGAGGAAAUGUUCCAAACAACCCUUUGGCGGCAUCGCAAGAAAGUUCGACCAAGGCGCCCGUCGUUCCCUGGCGGCAUUGCGACCUGAUUUGGAGGGUUUCGGAUGGUUCCUCGGCGGUCGAAUCGCAUGGAAAAGACGUCAAGGCAAAAGAUGGUGGUGCAUGAGCCGUCUGGGGGCGGCAGCAACAGCAGCUGGGAAAGUGGGAGGCGCUGCAGAAGACGGUAUGCAUUUUAGUCCGGCGUGCAGGUAG